Tigriopus californicus is the source of this 6050-nucleotide messenger RNA. RefSeq lists its product as uncharacterized. The transcript has 27 exons. The coding region runs from base 140 to 5704 and encodes 1854 amino acids. The record is from RefSeq and is a predicted model, not a curated record. Lineage: Eukaryota; Metazoa; Arthropoda; Copepoda; Harpacticoida; Harpacticidae.
AGAUAAAUGCGUGUUUCGGGGAUUGUCUGCUGGACGUAAAGAAUCUUCUAGUACUCAAGAACAGACCUUGUUGGACUGUCAGCUCAAGUGUUCUACAACGAAAAAUUGCUUGAUUUUCAUCUACCGAACUGUUACUUCGAUGUGUCAUAUUGUCGAAGAGUUGAGCGGAUCUUGGUUCACGACCUCUGACGAUUUCUAUUUGGGAUUUUCCCUUUGCGGGGCCUAUUACGACAUCACUGGAUUUGACAUCACUCUACACGGCGUGACAACAACGGACAACUUGGCCUGGCUCAUAGAUGGGACGAUCCGCACAGCAAUACAAACCACCACCAUGGACCAACCUUGGGUUCAAAUUGACAUGGGAGAGCAUCGCUACUUGGACGGGGUGACCAUUUUGAAUACACGCUUCUCAUCCACUCACUCCUGGCAGUUGUACCUGACCGAUGUCACAUAUGCUGAUCCGUCAAAUAUUAGCCCCAGGGACUCCAUUGGCAACAAUUUCAUGAAGACCAGUCCCGUGGUGACCACAUGGAAAAUCUCGGGUCCUCGCCAUAGGCGUUACGUGUAUAUCGUAGACACACAAUCAGCGGCAAACUUGGAUAUUGCUGAAAUUGUCCCUCAUUUCACGAACUUGGACCUCUUGCCACCUUUCAAAGACUGUGCGGAAAUUUACCGGUUUGGCAUCCUACACCAAGGAGACUUCGAUAUUCAACCCUUUGGCACCAUGGAUGAAAUCACCAAACGGAGAGUGAAAUGUGAGGAUGGUUGGACCACCAUUCUUAACCGGGAUAAUGUGUCAUUGACAUCCGUUUCGAGCACUACCAAUUUCGAAAAUUAUAAUGUGAUGGGCCCGGAAGAUUUCUGGUUAGGGCUGACCAGAAUUAAAGCGUUGUUCCAAUCCGAACCUUACGAAGUCCGGUUUCAAAUGAAGGAUGUUGAUGGCAUAUUCGCUCAAGCCAGGUAUUCAUCCAUCGAUAUUUCGUCAACGGAGACUUUGGAGUUGGGCGGGUACGUCCCUGUGGGAGGCGUGUCCGAGGCCAUUGAUUCCAUGUACAAGUCCAAUGGCACGAAGCUGACGAAUUCGUGUGCCGAACAUCAAGGCAGCAUAGGUUGGUUUGGCGGAGCUCAAUUAGGCCCGGGCAGUGAAUUUUGCACAGGAGCCAAUCUGUUUGGUGAAAUGGGCGUCACUGAAGCAUCUCGAAAAGUGGUUUAUUGGCAAGGAUUUCGGGGCCUCUUUCAACCCUUGACCAAGCUUAGUAUGCAAAUACGCCCCAAAGAUUUCGAGACGAAACGGAACGUCCCUUUAACCUCUCAGGCUAUUGCUCAAAACCAUUUUGACACAGCCAAGAGAGCCGAAUUUGGAACAAACUUCACCUAUGAAUGUCAAAAAGGGAGACAGAAAUCUUCUAAUCUAACCCUAUCCUGUGAAUGGGAUGGAAAUUGGAAGAGCGAUGGAGAUCUUGCGGCCUUCUCUUGCCCAGUCUCGCAUUGUCUCCAACCACCUCCUUCGCCAAAGCGGCAAUUUCGAGUCUUGGAUUGGGAUGGGGAACCAAUUCCAUUUGGCCAAGUUGUGAAAUAUCGAUGUCCUGGAGCUAUGAAGUUCAAGAGCAACUUCUCCAAGCCAUUCUUUACCCUCACCUGCCAACCAAAUGGAGAAUUUGAUCCUUUUCCAUCCGAUGAAGAAUGCGUGACAACGAGUAUUUGUCCACCUCUACCUGCUCAACCCAACGUUCCCGCCAACUCUCUUUGGGUCGGAGAUGUGAGGCUCAAUCGGCCAGGGUUCUCUGGUUAUGGAGAAUGCUUAUCCCAAGGACACACAACUUACAGUGAACCAGCACCAUCGUCGUCUUUCAUUCUCAGAACGUACCUCCAUAAAAGGUAUUCCGAAACAACUUCGAUAACCAGAGUUCACAUGUUUCUUACUGGACCCAUUGAGGAAGGCUUGUAUACUCUGAACAUCACUACUAAGCAAAAUUUGCAGACAACGGGCGAGUAUAAAAUUGGUCUGAUGCCAAACCAGCUUUUUUGGGAAAAGCGAUUUGACCAGGUUCCUGCUGGGCAAAAGAUGUACUUGGUGACGAACAUAUUAUUUGAAAGAACUGCGGAUGAGUUGCUUUGCAUUUUGGACGUUAGUUACACCAAAGACACAAUGGCAAAUCUUCUGGACCCACAUAGUCGCUCUCAACGAUCUAAAACAUUUGAUCCAGCACAGAGCACACAACUCUUUGACGCUCAAGUUGAAUAUGAAUGCGGAUUUGCCAGAGGAUUCGAUCUGGGAGCAGGUCUCACUAGUCCAAACCUGACUUUGACAUGCCUUGGAACGGGAUCGUGGGACAAGCCUGUUUCUGAUUGCAUUUGGUUGUCUUGCCUGGAUCCACCGGAUAAAAGUGAUUUGGGCUUGGAGAUUGUGGAAUACCAAGGGUUGCCAAUUAACGCAAAUACCACGUACGAUUUCGAUACCACAGUUGAUUAUAAGUGUCAAUCCGGAAAAAAGUUCAAAGCUGAUUUCGACCUAGUUUCCGUUCAAGCCACUUGCAAAGCCGGCAAUGUCUGGAUUGAGCCAGCUGAUUGGGGUGUAUGCGUGGAUACCGCGCUUUGUUCCAAUCCUCCUGAAGCACCUGUGAACGGAAGUGCCUUGAUUCGAUAUUCGGGUUCGAAAUAUGGACCAACUUGUCCCAACCUCUUCACCCAACCAUCUACAUGCUCGAAUGUUGAAGUCCAAAGCAUUUCUCAAAUAAAUGAGGGAGAGAGCAAAUUCGACCUCAAUAUUUUAUCUCAAGGCGCUCAAGUGGCGAAGACUUUUCUUGGGAUGACUUUCACUGCUAAAGACAUUAUUAUUCAGCCGAGUGAAUCAAUCCAAAUCCACCCCACAAAUAGCUCAUCAGUAUUUAUGCUGGAGCUCAAUUUGGCCUUGGAACCUGAUAAGAAUCAAGCAAUAGUACUCAAGGUUAAACAUUCACCACUACAUGGGAAAGUAUGUGUGGAAGAUCUGGUUUGCUACCAAUGCAGCUCUCCAGACCAAUGUUUCUCCCUUAGGGAAACAGAGGUUCAAAGUUUUUUGAACUCGAUGCCCAAGUUUGAAGCUCAAGGCGAAUUCUUGUUUGAAACUGAGAUCGAAUAUUCCUGCCCUACAGGGCGGGGAUUCAAAAAGCCGGAUCAAGAUUUGACCUCUCUGUCGACUUUGACCUCUUGUCAAUGGAAUGGAACUUGGACUGUGGCACACUUGGAUCCAUGUGUUUGGACUCACUGUUUGGAACCUCCUUCACCUCCGGAUUCCACUUUUUUGACCUUGAGCAAUUGGAAUGAAUUGCCAGUUAAUUUGGAAGAAGAAGUACAAUUCCAAUGCCAGCGAGGAAUGAAAUUCGUCAAGGAUAUUGAUCAAAGUUACAACAUUGCCACUUGCAGACCCAAUAACCAGUGGGACAUUCCUGAAUGGGGGCAAUGCGUUGAAACUCAAGUUUGUCCAAUGCCCAGUAAACCACCUCCACAAGGAUCUAUUGUGGUCCAUAACUCUGGUAUGAUGUUUGGCCAUGUCUGUUUGGGAUCGAAUAACUCUUGGGACGCUGUUCCCGGAUCUGGUUGCCAUUCACUGCGCAUUCGAGCGAAUCUUGGCUUGAUGGACAGUGGGUCUGCUCAAUUCGCUCUGGAGUUCACCAACACUCAAGAGCCAGCCUCGACCUUGUUGAGUCUAUUGCAAUUCUCGUCCCCUAUUGAUCCAUCAGCCGUGUCCGUCAGUGGACCAGCCACCAUUGAGCCCACGACCAGUGCAACUACUUUUCUUUUGACGACAGAAAUGGUUUCUCCCACCGUCAAUGGAGGUCAGAGCAAAGUGGAUUUGACAUUCACUUUGGGGUUGAGGGAUCCAGUUCCUUGUCUUUUGGAGAGCUAUUGUACAUCUUGCUUAAACCAAGAUUGUCCUUCAACGGCAGACCUGAUCAAAACAGAAAUGUACCAACAUCAAAACCUGACGAUGUACGGAACCAAGCUCGAGUACACAUGCGCUUUAGGCCAGGAAUUCGAAUCAUCGCCAACUAAAUUUCGCGAGUGUUUAUGGAACAAAACUUGGUCAGGGGAUGACGACCUAAACUGCAUCCGAUUGGGUUGCGUUGAUCCUCCUCAUGCUCCUGAAGGGCACCACGUUAUCUCGUUGCACCAAAAUGGAACCAGUGUUCCAUUUGGGGAGAGCACGUAUUACGUUUGUGAACCCGGAUAUUUCUUCGAGGAGGAUAAAUCUCUGAGGAAUUUCUCACUGAUUUGCUUGCAAGAUGGAACAUGGACCGUUCCAACCACUUGGAAACGUUGCUUUCUUCCCACGGAACGCGUUUGCCCUAAUCCCCACUUACCUUCCGAAAAUCAUAUAUAUGAUUGGAAUCCAGACGCGACUCCGAAGAUUACCGAGGGCUUUACAGUGAAAUACUCUUGUAAAACCGGGAGACGGCUUCAAGGAUUGCAACCCAAUGGGUCGAAAUAUUUAUACGACGAACAACCACUCACCUGUGAAUGGAAUCAAACCUGGUCUCCCAGCCGAAAUAUAGAUCCAUGUGUUUGGCAUGAAUGCAUCAACCCACCGGUCCCUGUGGGUCAUCAAUUGAUUUCUGACCGACCAAUUGGAACAUAUCGAUUUGGAGAGAAGGCUGUUUAUCGAUGCGCCAAAAGUGGAUUAUGGAUGGAAGGAGAUCGUACGAGGACCUUCUUUGAAGCCGAAUGUCUCCCAAAUGGAUCAUUUAACGUUCCAGUUCCGUUUCCUGCUUGUGUAACAACGGUCGACUGCGGAAAUCCUCCUGAGAAAACCAAAGGUGGGACCCGGAUUUGGAAUGGUGAAACGGUCUUUGGAACAGAAGUCAGAUACACGUGCGGGAAACAUGCCAAGUUCGUGAAUCGUCAAACCAACGAAUUAUACCAAGAAGCUAAGAUAUCUUGCCAGUGGAACAAAACUUGGAGCCCAACUCGCUUGGACCCAUGCAUAUGGAGCCAUUGCAAUUACGUUCCAUCGCCUCCAGCCUCAUCAGGACUGAUUUACGAGCCUCAGAAUGGAACGGAAUGGAUUGUGGAGUCCGAGUACACUUCUUAUACACCUCAUAUUCCAGCCAAAGUGAACGUACCGUACAAUUUCGGCUACGGCAAAGUCUUUUACAUAGAGGGACAAAUCGUGGACUUUGCGCUCUUUCAAACCUUCCCGAUAGUGCAAAUACGAGACAAUCUAGGGAACGUGGUUUUUCGAGCUGUAAUUGACCCUGACUAUGGUUUGAUAAGAAUCGCCAGUUCGCUGAAUGAUAAUACCGAAGAAUUCCGACAUGUAAACGUGGAUUAUGGCUUAGAAUUUGACAUGGAAAUAGUUUACAAUGCGGGGGAAUUUGCGUUUGGCAUCACUUUCAACGGAGACGCUCUGGAACCUCUGAAAAUUCCAGACUUCUUGCCCGACCUUGAGUUUUCCACGACCGAAAUGGUCGGUGAUUUAAGAAUCAGUUUCAUGGGUUUCAUACCUCCAGGGUCUGCACCCGCCAUUCCAGUGAAUGCCACACUAGUGUACAGAUGCCCAAAGUAUCAUGUUUUUCAGAAUGGGUGGUACCAGAAACCCAUUGUUCGACUGACUUGCCACAAUAAUGGCAUGGUUCUGGCCCCUGGGAAAUGGCCCCAAUGCGUUUAUCCCGAGUUGGCUCCAACCAUCGUUGACUGUCAAGGCUCUACAUGCAGUAGUAAGUAAUCCAAGGUUUCUACCUGGCUUAGAGGGGACCAAAUAGGUAAAGAAAGGAAUUGAUCCUAUCAAGCAUCAUGGAAUAUGGGCAAGUCCACAGGCUUUUUGUGCUCGAGGGGGUUUGGUUGAAACUGCCAUUAAUAAAAGAAACCUUUCUACCCCAAAUACUUGAACGAUACGUGCUUUGGUAAGUUCUACUAGCUCUAGGGUGCUUUUGAAUAAGUCUUUUCUCUCCCAAUGCAUAUUUUCUAAAAAGAUAUAGCGCAUAAUUCCUGUGUUUUUUCGGCUCUAAUGAAUAAAUAUAAACUCAAAACAUUGACUAUGACUAAUUCAUUUUCGGUUUAUCAUGCAUGGA